Armigeres subalbatus is the source of this 698-nucleotide messenger RNA. RefSeq names its product protein Dr1 (gene NC2beta). The record is from RefSeq and is a predicted model, not a curated record. Bases 101 to 622 code for a protein of 173 amino acids. Gene Ontology annotation, molecular function: protein heterodimerization activity; RNA polymerase II general transcription initiation factor activity; TBP-class protein binding. Gene Ontology annotation, biological process: RNA polymerase II preinitiation complex assembly; negative regulation of transcription by RNA polymerase II. The transcript is spliced from 2 exons. NCBI's taxonomy places the organism in Eukaryota, Metazoa, Arthropoda, Insecta, Diptera, Culicidae. Gene Ontology annotation, cellular component: negative cofactor 2 complex.
UUUGUGUCAGUGUUCUCAAACUGUUUAUGGCGUUUAUGGCUGUUUUGCUUUCGACGGAGUUCUCCAGAUUAGUUUGAAAUCUUUACCAGAAUAAAGUGCAAUGUCGGAUCCACAUGAUGAACUUUGUCCACCGAACAACCCCGAAGACGAUGAGUUAACUUUGCCACGAGCCAGCAUCAAUAAAAUAAUCAAAGAACUGGUCCCAUCCAUAAGGGUGGCCAACGAAAGCCGGGAACUGAUUCUCAACUGUUGCACGGAAUUCAUUCACCUAAUCAGUUCGGAAGCGAACGAGGUUUGCAACCAGCGAAAUAAGAAAACCAUCAACGCCGAGCAUGUUCUGGAGGCCCUCGAUCGAUUGGGCUUCAAAGACUACAAACAGGAAGCGGAAGCCGUGUUGAAUGAUUGCAAACAAGUGGCGGCCAAGCGACGAAGACAGAGCACCCGGUUGGAGAACUUGGGCAUCCCAGAGGAAGAGCUUCUGCGACAGCAGCAGGAACUGUUUGCCAAGGCGCGGGAGGAACAGGCGGCUGCCGAACAGCAACAGUGGUACAGUCUGCAGCAAAAUGCCGAGCUCUAUCAGAAGCAGACGUCUCAGGAUGAGGAUGAUAGCGAUGAUUAUUAGCUGAAAUAGGGUUCUUGGGAUAAUUGACGAUUGUAUUCGUGACUAGAUAUUAAAGGAAUUGGAUUUAUGGGUAGGA